Magallana angulata is the source of this 4695-nucleotide messenger RNA. RefSeq lists its product as uncharacterized. The transcript has 19 exons. Gene Ontology annotation, biological process: tRNA splicing, via endonucleolytic cleavage and ligation. Gene Ontology annotation, molecular function: tRNA 2'-phosphotransferase activity. Bases 547 to 3000 code for a protein of 817 amino acids. The record is from RefSeq and is a predicted model, not a curated record. Lineage: Eukaryota; Metazoa; Mollusca; Bivalvia; Ostreida; Ostreidae.
GUGGUGCAACACCGUGGCGUUGUAGUAAGAUAUUUGUAAACUAUCAAGUUAUCAUGAUAUGCUCAUAACUUUAAACUGCCAGAAGUCAAUAUCUUAUAUUUGACAGGUCUACAAAAUUGUUUUUAGCCUAAUAUUAGCCUAAUAUGUAAUUUUUAUGAUUAACAGAUUAAUAUCUUUGGAAUCUGCGUAAUUUUUUGUCCUCAGUAUUAUGUGUCUUCUUUUUACACGUACCUAUUAAUGAAAAUUAUGGGAACUAUUUGUUCAUAUGUAAGACACCAUAUCAUACUUUAAUAAAUACUACAAACUGACAAAUAUUGAAAAUAAAAAUACUUCUUUCCAAACUCAGUGAAUGAUGGAAUGAACUUGAGAGAAAGUGAAAGUAGAACUUUCGUGGAAAUCUGUCGUCGUGUGCACGUCAGCUUUAUUUUUUGAAAACUUCCCAAAUUGUACUUUCGUUUUGUGCUACCUUUCACCACGAGGCGUUUUUAUGCAGUAUAUGGACGGAUAUUUCCUAUAUUAAAGCAGAAGAACUUGAGAAUUGUUGCCAUGGCUGAUUAUGCUGAUUCAACUUCUAAAGACAGGGGAAGAAGACCUGAUCCCAGAGAUGAAGAUCACACUAGAGACCCUAGUCCAGACCGCGCUGAAACCCCAGAGCAGAGGGGACGGAAGUCAAGAGAUAACCAGGAGGACCAUGAAAGAGAAUUCAGUCAUAAAGAGUUAGCCCAAAGGGAGGAUCAUAAAGGACAAAACUGGGGAAAUAACCAAAGGUGGCAAGGUCAAGACAGGAGAGGGUAUGGAAGAGGACGUGAGCAAUAUUAUGAUCAGAACAGCCAGUAUUACCCACGAGGGAGGGGCCACCAUCCUCAACAGGGUAGAGGCCGGGGUUAUCAAGGAGGAUGGGGCCAGAAUAACCAACAGGAAAGGAGCUGGAAUUCUCAAGGAGGGUGGGGCCAGAAUAAUCAACAGGAAUGGCAGGGUGACAGGUCCCAUGGUAGAGGAGGUCAAGGUCACAGAGAGCACUACAACCAUAAAGAUCGCCAGCAGGGACGUUAUGACAGAUAUCAAAGUGAGAACGGAGAAGGGAGACAAGACGGCUAUGGAAGCCAUGGAGGCCGUAGAAGGAGAUGGGAUAAUGGAGGAAACAGACAAAAUCAGAGAAAUUAUCAUGGUUCAUCUCAAGGUCCGUCACCGAGUAAAAGGGGCCGAUAUAUGUCUGAUUUUGACAGACAUUAUCAAAAGAGGCAAAAUCGUUUUUAUUACAAGGAUGAAGACCCAGUGGUUUUUCUGUCCAAAAAAUUGUCAUUUAUACUUAGGCACGGAGCUGAGAAAAUGGGAUUCAAAAUGAUGCCAGGAGGAUUCCUAUGGGUGGAUGAAAUUCUUCGCCGGAAUGAAUAUAGAGAUUUUACUGUAGAGGACAUCAAACACAUAGUUGAAACAAAUGAUAAGCAGAGAUUUAGUCUAGCUGAUGAAAAUGGACGUCUCAAAAUCAGGGCAAACCAGGGCCACUCUGUAGAGGUGGAUGGUCUGGAGCUGACCCCCAUCACAGAUCCUAGCGAGGCCCCAGAAGUCAUUCAUGGAACUUAUCUCAAGUCCUGGGACAUCAUCAAGAAUCAGGGUCUAAACAAGAUGGGCAGAAACCACAUACACUUUGCUGCAGGAGAGCCAGGAGAAAAUGGUGUCAUAAGUGGAAUGAGGAGUAGCUGUGAGGUCAUCAUCAAGCUGAAUAUGGAGAAGGCCUUAAAGGAUGGUUUGAAGUUUUUUCGAUCAGCAAACAAUGUCAUCCUGUCUCCAGGAGAUGCUGAUGGGUUUAUCAGACCGUGCUACUUUGAUUCAGCAUUUCAAAGAUACCCUAGGGGGAUACUGCCUUUCAACAGUGAGAUCAAAGAAGGACCCACCAUCCCAGGGCUUUCUGGAGAUUUGGGGAAAGCAAAAAAGAAGAAGAAACAAAAGAAGCAUAAAGAAGAACGAGAAGGAGAAAAAGUUAAGAAAGAAAAGAGUGAAACAGGGGAACAGGAGGUUAACAUGGAGGGAGCUACAUCUAUGUUUUCUGAAGAAUCAACUGAAGGGGCAGAUCAGGAGACAGAAAAAACAGCCCCUCAAGUAUCAGAAGAGAGACUGUCCUCUGAUUGUGGGACUCAAGACAGACCCAGUAUCCCAGGGCUCUCUGGAGAUAUGGCUAACCAGGACAAGAAGAAUAAAAAGAAAAACAAAGAAAACAAAAACUCUGAGGAAGCUAGUAAAGAGGCAACAAACAUGGCAGCCACACAGACUCAAGAAAAUGUUCCUGAAUCUUGGGAUGGGAACACAGAAGGUGAUAAAAGUAAUAAUGCUGCAAAUUCAGCUCCAGAGAAGUUGCUGGAAUUUACUUUUGUGGAGGAUGAAUAUUGCUGCAGAAGUGCUGUGGAAGAAUUGAAGUCAACAGGGCCAGUCUUUGUGUACUGUCAUUUAAAAGGAGAGGAAGUGACAUAUGUUGUCUGUGUCUCAAAAACCAGAGCAUUCAACUUUAAAACAAAGCUGUUAGCAAAAGGAGAUCUGAAUGAUUAUUUGAAUACUAAAAGCCCUGAAGCUAAGAUAUACAACAGUAUUGCUGACACAUCCAAGGUGUUGUUUGACAACUACAGUGUAAUUUUAGAUGGCACAAAUCCAUAUGACAAUAUGGUUGCCCUUGAUUUUGUGGAUGGAAUGGGACUUGGUGACAAAAAUGAACUUCCACAAGGAUUUGACCCCAAGGCCUGGGGGAGCCUCGCUGUGGGGCCUGAACUCAUGGAGAAGUGCCAGGUGUCCCUGGAGGCCUACAAGAUUCUGUCAAGAUGGACUGAUCCAGAGAAGAAAUUCAAGAAAUCUUUAUUUGAUGAAGUUAACAAAAAAAUUGGUGCUCAGAGAGUUAAAGAGGAAAAGGAUAAAAGGAAGGGAAAAGGAAAUCAAAAACCAGCUGCAGCAGAACCUAGUGUUCCACCGGAUAAUAAAAGCAAGAACAAGAAAAAGAAAAACAAGAAGUGAUGAGUUACUAAUAGUGAAUUGUGAUACAUUUAGAUCUACAUGACAGGAGGACAGGUUGUAGAUUAGAAUUGAUGCUUUAAGGGGGUAUGGGACACCUGUCAAUAUUAAUGUGGAUAAAAACACAUUACCUGUAUAAUCCAAAUACUUCCACCACUUUAAAAAAAAAUUUAAUUUUGCAAUACAUGACCAAAAAAAAUGUUUUAAAAAUUUUUUGGAAAGGUAAAAUUUAUAAAAGCCUCAGCAGGAUUUGAACUCAUGACUUUCAGAUUUAUAGUCAAUGCUUCAACCCAUUAUGCUACACCAUUAGGUAACAAUUUUGGGGAAAAAAUGUUCAUAAAAUGCUUGAUUUUAUUGUUUAUUUUGAUUGGAAGUACAUCACAAUUAGGAGGUGUCCCAUGCCACCUUAAAUUCAACUGGAAAAUUAAAGGAUUUCAUCCAUGAAAUUUGUAAUAGUUUGUAUUUACUGUUGAUGAUAGAAUCUAGAUUUAAGGUUCAGUGUUCUUCUGUUCAUUAAAAAUUUGUCUUGUAAAAUAAUUUCACUUAUAAUUUAAAAACAUACAUCAAAUUCAGCACACUGUACAGGACAUCAUCUUGUCUUAUAAUUUUACAAUUUGAAAAAUGAAUUGUAGUCAUUCAUCCCAAUCAGUAUUUUAACCAAGGACAAGUGAACAGUGAUAUAAAAAUUACACAUGUAAAAUCAACCAGUGUGUGUUUUGAUACUGAGCAUAUCAUUUGUACAGCAAGCAUAUUGACUGUAUACUAGCAGUAGUUCUUUGUGUGAUGGAAUCUGUUGCUGUCAGCUACAAUAUGUGCCAUAAGCAGAAAAAGUUGACAUUGUUGAACUAUAUAUAUUUCAGCCUUGACCUUGGCUACUCAAAAUUUUGUUAUGCUCCAUAACUUUUGAGGAAGUGGGUUGAAUAAGGUGUCUAUCAAAUGUCUCAUUUUGUUUAUAUAUACACAUCAAAAUGAUGAUCUGUGCACUUAUAAAUUGGAGUAUACUUAUACCCGGUACAUGUCAAAUAUCAUUGUUUCAUAAAUAAUAAUAAGAAACAACUCUCCAUAUGAGAAUUUCAAAUUGAUUUCAUUUUGUUCAUGCCAGGUAAUUGUUAUGAAAUGAAAUUUUAUCUUUAAUAAAUAUUUAAUAUUGACUGAUAUAUAUGAGAUUAUUUUCAAAAUAGGUGGAAUGUAAGGAGACAUGUAGUUUUCAAUUCUGUUGAAUUCAAUUGUAGUUACGCACAUCAAACAUUCAAAAGGGAUGGUGUGGUAGAGAAUUUAAAAUAAUGUAGAUAAUUUGCUAUUACAGGGUAACUAAGAGAAAAUGUAUAAUUUUAGAAAUCAACAAGUCUAUGCUAUGUAUAUAUCUCUUUUAGAUUACUAGUAAUGUUGCUUUCAAAUGCAUUUUCCCUGAUACACUAUUUUUAUGUACCGUAGAUCAAUUUUGUGAAUGCAGAUAGUAUAUUUACAAGUUGUUUGACAACAUAAAACACUCUUUAGGAGAGUGAGAUGACUUUUGCCUGUGACUGUUUUUUGUUCUGUCAUUAUUUAAACUUGUCUCCUUUUGUUGGUUGUGUUAGUUUUUGGUUAGUUUUAGUUAAUUAUGAUAUGAUCGGCCAUUGUUAGAACUGUUGAUUAGAUGUGCCCUAACAGUGAAAAAAGUGUUAGAAAAUUACACAUUAAACAAACAUGCAAUUCUUA